Zingiber officinale is the source of this 844-nucleotide messenger RNA. RefSeq names its product 60S ribosomal protein L12-1-like. Gene Ontology annotation, biological process: translation. Bases 64 to 564 code for a protein of 166 amino acids. Gene Ontology annotation, cellular component: cytosolic large ribosomal subunit; ribosome. NCBI's taxonomy places the organism in Eukaryota, Viridiplantae, Streptophyta, Magnoliopsida, Zingiberales, Zingiberaceae. The record is from RefSeq and is a predicted model, not a curated record. Gene Ontology annotation, molecular function: large ribosomal subunit rRNA binding; structural constituent of ribosome. The transcript has a single exon.
CGUAGCUAACUGCUUCUCCUCUUCCAAACCCUAAGCCCGAAAACUAGUCGGUCGCCCGCCGCAAUGCCGCCCAAGUUGGAUCCCACGCAGGUGGUUGACGUCUACGUCCGUGUAACCGGCGGCGAGGUCGGAGCCGCCAGUUCGCUUGCCCCAAAGAUUGGGCCGCUGGGUCUCUCCCCGAAGAAGGUGGGCGAGGACAUCGCCAAGGAGACAGCCAAAGACUGGAAGGGCCUCCGCGUAACGGUCAAGCUCACCGUGCAGAACCGGCAGGCGAAGGUGUCCGUCGUCCCCUCUGCCGCCGCCCUCGUCAUCAAGGCCCUCAAGGAGCCGGAGCGCGACCGCAAGAAGACCAAGAACAUCAAGCACAACGGCAACAUCUCGCUCGACGACGUGUUCGAGGUCGCGCGCGUCAUGCGGCCGCGAUCCAUGGCCAAGGAUCUCUCCGGCACCGUCAAGGAGAUCCUCGGCACCUGCGUCUCCGUCGGAUGCACCGUCGACGGAAAGGAUCCCAAGGAUAUGCAGCAGGAUAUCUCCGACGGCGACGUCGAGGUGCCGCUCGAGUGACCGGUAAGGCUGCCCAUCGAUUCGAAAUCAAAAUGCUUCAUUUCCAACAAUUUCCGAGGAUUUUCCAGACUGAUUGAAUCCAGAACCAUUCAUUUUGAAAAUCGUGACCUGGUUAUGUAUUUCCCUAAUCAAGGUGUUUUCACAAUCAAAAUGUGAUUUUGAUUAAACGAUCUGCAAUCUUCUUAUCGUCGUGUUGCUUUCUGUUCUUCUCCGAACUAUUGGAGUUCAAUGUUUUUUUAAAGAUAUUUUUUCCCUUUAAUUUGAUCCUAAUGCUUAAUUC